Messenger RNA from Anthostomella pinea, 729 nucleotides. The record is from the annotation of a GenBank genome assembly. Lineage: Eukaryota; Fungi; Ascomycota; Sordariomycetes; Xylariales; Xylariaceae.
AUGGGCUGCAACGACUGGCUGGGCAACAAAAUCGACCUACUCAUCCGGACGAACGAUAUCCACCGCAUCACGGACAGCCUGCUCCAGCUUACAUCGUGGUCGACGAUGGGGGGCAAGGAGAAGAGAGACGCCGAUGUGCUCCUGGUACGGGAACAUCCAGACUGCGCAUGUUUCGCAUGUUUCCACAUCCUGCGCCUCUGGACCGAAGACAGCUACCACCUGUACAUCGACAACGAACGGAUGGUUCAGGUAUACGCAGAGACCUUCAUCCAAAAACCGGAAUACCGCAAUAGCUGGAGAACCUAUCUGGCAACCCAAUCGGCAGCCGAAUCGACCAUUCACCAACCGAACGCAAUGCCCAGUCUUCUCGGACAAACAGAAGCCAAACUCGAGGACGACACUUUCAACAUUGCCAUGUCGUUGAUCGAGUUCAACCAACUGUACGAGGUCAACGACGUCAAGACACUAUUGCACUCGACCAGCCAUCCUGUGCUGUCGCGCCUAACGACGACGCUGGAGACAGCAAAAGACACCGAAUCGGAAGAAGAACGAAGCUCGUCGCCGGAUGGGGCUAUCAACAAGGGCACGAAGCGCCCACGCCAAGCUCAAGAAGAGUCAUCACCGGGUGACAUCGCCAACAAGGUCAGGAAGACGGCACCGGCUUCGGUGAAGGAUCAAGCCAAUAGCGAUAACCCGGGGCCGCUACCAGCCAACAAAGACAAGACGUGA